AUGGCUUCUAAUGGUAAUAUUAACAACUACGGAAACCUAGAUGACGCUUUUGAAACUUAUAUUGAUAUGGAUUUCUUGAGAAAUAAUACAGCGCAGGAAGAUGAUGAAACCAACAAGAACGGCGACAUGUCCACUUCUGAUCUUUUUCAAUAUUUUUUUGAAGGCAAACUUGUAAAAGACGAAUCAAAUGAAGCUUCUUCCUCCAUGGUCUAUCAACCUUCUCUUAUCCCAGAAGACUAUAAUUUGAUUUCAAAUCCUCUUGUUAUGAAUGAUCAAGUUACUUCUGUACCAACCAUCGACAACAUAAACUUACUAACUCAACCUCAACCAAUAACCUCUAAUACUUCAGUUGAGACUUCACUGCGCAAUCAAAGAAAUGGAAGCAUUGUCAAAAUUUUGAAAGUUUCAGUUUCAACGUAUCGCACUGGGACUAGUGAAGUUAGCGAAUAUACUUCAACAAAAUUACAUCAACAAAUGUAUGGUGUUUUUGUAAAUCAUGUUGUAUUACAAAAAGAUAUUUUAUAUUCAAUGGUCAUUACCAUAAAUCUAGAAAAAUUGAUAGAAAAUGAAAAACUGGUUGGUGAGAUUAUUAGACAAGCUGUUAAUCUUUUCAAAAUCGAAGAUGCAAGAGCCUGUUUCUCAUCGAAAAAUAAAGCAAGCAUCAAUACCUUUAUGAUAUAUGCAGCUUGGGAUGAAAACGAGCUUGGAGAUUUAUAUGUUGAAAUUUGA
This is a messenger RNA of Entrophospora sp. SA101, 729 nucleotides long. The record is from the annotation of a GenBank genome assembly. Lineage: Eukaryota; Fungi; Glomeromycota; Glomeromycetes; Entrophosporales; Entrophosporaceae.